CAACCUGAUUCGCCGCUGUCACUGUCUCGUCCGUCCCCGACAACGUCCUGGGAUCCAUGCGAUCGCGUCCGAUCCCCACUACCGAAGCCGUCGGUGACCGCACGCACCGAGGUCCUCCCACACGUGCAAGCCCAUGUGAACUCCCCGCCGGGUGCUCGCCGAAUCCCCCUCCACCGACCCGACGCGACCGACGCCCCACUAGCCUUCGUCCCACUUUCCGCAGCGCAUCACCCCGCCUCCGAUCUCGACCGUUUGCGGCUCAUCCGACGGUUGCUGCGGCUCACGUACGUGUCAGGCCCACGUUCUGCUAACGUGCUCCGCGGUCGUGACCCUGACCUGCCCGCCUUUCCCCUUGGCUAUUUAAGCUGGAAGAGCAGUUCGCCGCCUUCCAAGCUCGAGUCCUCCGUUCCGUUCCAGAUAAAUCCGGUUCGGUUCUUUUUCUCCGUGGGGCUCGACCGCUUCCAUCACGCUCUCGGAAGGAUGGCGUUCGUCGACGCCGACAAGCUCAGUUACGAGAUCUUCUCCGUCCUCGAGAGCAAGUUCCUCUUCGGCCUCGACGACCCCAACAAGCUCUUCUUCCCCACUUCCUCCUACUCCUCAGCUGGCGCCUCCCCCCGGACCGCCGCAGGUGCCCGAGGAAGGAUCCGGAUCCUGUCCAUCGACGGCGGCGGCAGCCCCUCCGAUGCCCUCCUCGCCGCGGUUGCCCUCGCCCGGCUCGAGUCCUCCCUCCGUCACCGUUCCGGCGACCCAUCCGCCCGCGUUGCCUACAUGUUCGACGUCGCGGCCGGCUCCGGCGCCGGCGGCGUCCUCGUCGCGAUGCUCUUUACCAGGGACCACGACGGUCGGCCCUUGUUCUCCGCAACCGACGCCCUGCACCUCCUCCUCUCCGAGAGCCGCCGCCGCGGGCGCGGCUUCUCCUCCGGGAGGGGCCUAUUCCGUGGGAUGUUCCGUCGACCCGGGAGUUUCUUCCGUCGGAUCUUCGGCGACGCGACGCUGAGGGACACCGUCAAGCCGGUGCUCAUCCCGUGCUACGACCUCGCCGCGGGGGCGCCGUUCCUCUUCUCGCGGGCUGACGCGGUAGAGGCAGACGGGUACGACUUCCGGAUGUGGGAAGUGUGCGCGGCCACGUGCGCCGACGCAUCCACCGCGGCGGUCGAUCUGCGGUCGGUGGACGGGCGGACGCGCGUCACCGCGGUGGGCGGCGGGGUGGCGAUGGCCAACCCUGUGGCCGCGGCCAUCACGCACGUCCUCCACAACAAGCCGGAGUUCCCGUUCGCGGCCGGGGUGGAAGACCUCAUGGUGGUGUCUCUCGGCGCUUCCGCCCCCGCGCCAGCCGCACCGGGUGCCGCUGAGCUCGUCAGGAUCGCUGGCGAGGGCUUCGCCGACAGGAUUAACUCAUCAAAAGCCGUGGCUUUUGUGAUCAUCGUCGGGUGGAUCAAGCGGUGGCGACGACAUUCGGACACCGUAGAGCAAGCAAUUACCUGCGCAUACAGGACACCGCAUUCAUGUCGGGAAAUUGCACGCCAAAGACGACGAGCUCGAAGAGCUCGGUGGAGGCAACAGAACGCGUUCUGUCACAGUGACACGUGGAGUCGCUGCUCUUUAGAGGGUGAGGAAAGAUCUCGGAGCGGACCAACGGCGACGAGCUCGACCGAUUCGCGGAGGAGCUCGUAAAGGAGGAGGAGUGGAGGAAGAAGGGCCCGAUCCCGACGGUGGUGCUAAAGCAAGUGAUGACGCCGCGAACGUCGUCGACGACGACCGCGACUACGGUCACCGUUACCAUGACUAUUUCUACGAGCACGACAUCAACAUGAUGGAGACGGUGGAGUCGAGAUAGCUGCUUGUGCAUAGACUGUUGUGGGUUCUAAAAUGUGUGUUUUCCUUAGUGGAGGGUAUGACAUGAGAAAUCAAUUCAAGCUUGAAAAUUGUUGGCUAAAUUAUUAACGCGGUAGAAAUGUGAAUUUGGAUCUCUCAUAUUAAUUGUGUUUGGAAUUCAAGAUGGACACUAUUUUACCUUCGAACUUAUGAUUCCCAAUUAUAUGUGAUCAUCUAAAUGAUUUUUGGAACAUAAUGGCUUUCUUUGGAAAAAAUCAACAUAUGAUAGCAUUAAGAAGCAAUCUAAAACCCAAGUAUAAUCGAGCGUUGGAGUCAAAAUAGCAUUCGUUUGACCAAUGUGAUGUAGUUGCAUUAUUGAAGGGUUUAACCUCUGAACUACAAUGAGGCUGACUUCUCACUCGAGUUGAUGAUGAACACAUCACUGAGAGUGAAGUGACAAGACUGGUGCAACUCUAGGUUUGGCAAGACGAGCCACGGCCCACUGCAUGAGCGCCAAGGAGUUGCUGGCAUCUGGAAAGUAGUAGUAACCUUAUGCUAAAAUAAAGAUUCAGUCAGACAAUGCUAUUACUGUGGGUUAACCUCUUAAAAGAGGUGAAGACAGUGCUAUUACUCCCAUUGUUAACACAGCUCAUGAUAUGCAAUAAAGAAUGAUGCACAUAUAACAAUGGGAGUUU
Messenger RNA from Musa acuminata AAA Group (dessert banana), 2510 nucleotides. Its product is annotated as patatin-like protein 3. The transcript is spliced from 3 exons. Gene Ontology annotation, biological process: lipid metabolic process. The record is from RefSeq and is a predicted model, not a curated record. NCBI's taxonomy places the organism in Eukaryota, Viridiplantae, Streptophyta, Magnoliopsida, Zingiberales, Musaceae. Bases 481 to 1674 code for a protein of 397 amino acids.